AUGUACUCCUUGUGCUUUGUCCUUAAGGCACCGCUGCAUGUAUCUGUCAUCACGAGUUAGCUGAGUGGAUCUCUAAAUUACUGAACAAAAUAUUAUAAAUUCUAUGGCACAUUUAUAUACAUGAUCAUUUCUUCUAUUUUAACUAAGAGGCUAAAGAACAAACGCCUGCGAUCAUGCCUCCCACACGAAAUUUGAAAGAUUACAAAUUAGAAUGUUACAAAUUUGAAAGAGGCCUAAACCACCCACCGAAAUGCCCACUUUGUGAUCAGGUUGGAGAAACAAUUGAUCACCUGUUGGUCUCUUUGUGUUUUCACCCGACAGUUUUGGUUCAGUAUCCUGCAGAAUUUUGGUCUACAAGCUAUUGCGCCACAGUUAGAUGAUCACUGUUUUAUUGAAUGGUGGGCCAGAGCAAGUAGUAGGUUCUCUGGUCAGUAUGAAUAAGAUCAUUGACAAGUACAGUACACAUUCUAAGAAUCUGGGCAAAUCACAUGAGAAGCCUUCUAUCGAUUUGAAUGUAGAGCAGAGCAAGUAUAGCGGUUUGAAUGAACAACUCGCUGAAGCAAGUCAUGGACUUAGACAGAUGAGAGGUGAGGAGCUCGAGGGUUUGAGUGUAGAGGAAUUGCACCAAAUGGAAAGGAAACUUGAAGCAGGACUGCAUAGAGUUCUUAGUACAAAGGACCAGCUAUUCAUGCAACAAAUCAGCGAAUUACAGCAAAAGGGCGCACAGCUUGAAGAUGACAACAGGCUUCUGAAAAAACAGGUGCCUCAGGUGAUUACAGCUGGCGCGGCAGUGGUUGCUGCUGAUACAGAAGAUGUCCUCACCGAAGACGGACAGUCAUCUGAAUCUGUGAUGACUGCAUUGUAUUCAGGAAGCUCGCAUGACAAUGAUGAUGGUUCUGAUAUAUCCUUGAAACUAUCGUUGCCGUAAAAGCAAGGACCACCAUGAUCUGCAUGUGAGUGGUACUAAGAAGUGUUAGACUGGAAGAGUCACAAACUCGAGACCGGGUUAACAACAGCUGCUAUCUGCAGCUUAAAAGUUGCAGUCCUAAAUUUGUAAUGUUGUAUACGUUAUCUCCAUUUUAAAAAUCUGUGUAUUAUUUGUUGCUUGCGCUACACUAUUUUCAUGUCAUUGUACUUGUUGACUUUUUAUAUGAAACCUAUGCUCUGGAGCUUACAAAAAGUGGGUUUGAUUAAAGCCCGUUCUUGUAUAAAAAGAAUGCUUUCACCAGA
Panicum virgatum (switchgrass) is the source of this 1230-nucleotide messenger RNA. RefSeq names its product MADS-box transcription factor 55-like. Gene Ontology annotation, cellular component: nucleus. Gene Ontology annotation, biological process: positive regulation of transcription by RNA polymerase II. Bases 377 to 928 code for a protein of 183 amino acids. Gene Ontology annotation, molecular function: protein dimerization activity; RNA polymerase II cis-regulatory region sequence-specific DNA binding; DNA-binding transcription factor activity, RNA polymerase II-specific. NCBI's taxonomy places the organism in Eukaryota, Viridiplantae, Streptophyta, Magnoliopsida, Poales, Poaceae. The record is from RefSeq and is a predicted model, not a curated record. The transcript has 8 exons.